GGCGGUGGAGAGCGGGUUUCUCCUCUCAGCGGAGGAGAGUGGACCUCUCCUGCACCUGUCCCCUCAGCGGCGCUGCCAAAGAAGCCAGAAACCAGAAGUUGGAAACCAGAACUCGGCUUCACAAUGAGGCUUGGAGCGCAGGUGGAGCCGCUCCAUCUGUGCUCGCCACACAAGGAUUUCCCCUCGUAUUUGGCGAGAGGGCGAGCAGCUUUUUCAAACCCUGAU
This is a messenger RNA of Staurois parvus, 225 nucleotides long. NCBI's taxonomy places the organism in Eukaryota, Metazoa, Chordata, Amphibia, Anura, Ranidae. The record is from the annotation of a GenBank genome assembly.